AUGAACACCCUCAAACACUACAGCUCGUACCUGAGCGUUCGGAACAAAUUCAAGAGCACGGAAAAGCGUAUACGUCCCAAACACUCGUUCGCCUCGUUCCUCACCGCCGACCGAUCUGCCACAGCCAGCCACAGCAGCAGCAGUGGAGCCUCGUUUAGCAACCUCUCCCCCGCUGACACGUCUACUUCCUCCAACAACGGAAGCACCACAGCGUUCGACACCUAUCCCGAGGACGAGGCUACAUCGGAGCAGCCAGCAUAUAGCCCACCGCACUCGACGUCAGACUACCGAUGGCGCUUUCAGGCGGACAGCAAGGUGUGGUGGAGGAACGUCGAUUCGAUGGCUAAUUUUAUCUUGCAUUGGCAGACGCGGUUCUAUCAGCAUGGUGAUAUGUUUUUCAGCUGUACGCUGAAUGUCGCUCCAUCAUCGUCGUCGGGGGAUCGAGCGGUGGCGUGUGAGCUGUCCAAGGCCGAGUUAAGGGAGGCGGUGCGAAGGCUGCGGUAUGACCAUCCGACUGUCGCACUGCGGUUGGCGAAGCGGGGAUUGCUGGGGAUUGAACAGCUGCAGAACAUCCCGCCGCUCAUCGCGCAGCAUGUGGAUCUGCAGAUUGCGCUGGUCUACGACCUCGUCGAGUCCGAGAGCGAUGUGGAAGCGUGGCUGGACGAGGUAAUCAUCUACCAUGAUAGUGAGGAGCGGUUCGAGAACGGCGCAGCAUUCCGGUCGUUCAUCGCCGCCGCGACCGCCGACGGCGUACCUGGUCGCGACCGGUUGCGCGUCCACUACUGGCCCGCUUCCGCCACUCAAGACGCCAGAGUGGCGAUUGAACAAUCGCACUCCGUCAGCGAGGGGAUCGGUACAUUGUACGUUUUCGACCUGCUGCUCUCCUCGAUCGCCUCGGUGCUCGCCUCACCCCACCCGCGCACCUGCGCCUGGGGCUCCGAAGUGACGCGUCUCGAGCCUGCGGUGCAGGACGCCAUCGCCAAUCCACCCGAAGACUGGACCGUGUCACCCGUGGAACGUAGACAGGUGGAAAAGCAAAACGCAGAUCGGAUGAACGGCAAAGCGACGCCACCGACGUUGGUGGACAAAGUCGGGGGAAAGGUGAUCGCGAUGACGCUCAAGGGCGAGAACAGCAGCAGCAGUGUGCGAAGGAAGGUGGUGAACAAGCCACUGGUGGACAUGUGUCGCAGUGUAGCGGGCAAGGGGGACAUGUUCCCGCUGGGACUGCUGCCCCAGACGGGUCGACCGUUUGAGGGUGCAAUUACACAUACGGACCUCAUUUCCGACACGCUGAACCCGGACCAGACGCGCGCAUUGCUCAAAGUAUUGAAGCGGAAAGGUAUAACGAUGGCGCCGUUCAUGGAGGCUUGCGCUAACAUGGCGACCAUGUGGGUGCGCAAGCAUCGCGGGCUUGCGCCUUCCGGUCGCAAGUUCGGCGGGUGGGACGACCCAAGCCGCAUCCUGGGAAGCUUCAGCAACGCCAUCAGUAAGAGAAACACCCUGCAGCCCCAGUAUGCGCAGUACCUCGGCCUCUGUAUGUCUGGCUUCCCCACAAAGAUCGCCGCCGCCUCCGCGACCUGGUCUGCGCACGCUGAGUCCAACACAACCGCGUCCCCCACCGACCCGCUCGACCCACUCCCCUGCAUCACGCCACCCGAACUCGACCGCCUUUUCGGCAUCGCCUCGGACCUCGCCGCCCAGUACACCGCCGCACGCCACAACCCCAACUGGCUCCGCUACGACCAGGCACUCAUGUUUAACACCAUGACCACUGAGUACCUCUUCCUGCGCGAUUCCGCCAAUUACCCCUCCAUGCCCUGGCUUUCCUCCAUCGGUCGCGUCGAAUCCUCCUUCCGCGACAGCCACCCGCUCCCCGCCCCCGCAGAACAAGGCGCAUCCCUCCAGAUCCAUGACCUCAACCUCGUCGGCCGCGUAGCCAUCCGCCAACCCAUCCUGCACAUCUACACCUUCCGCAUGCACACCUCCAUACAGCUCUCCUUCGCCGACUGGCUCUACAACCCCUCCGACUCCGACGCCCGCAAAUCUUUCCACAACAGCAAAGACGACGCUCAAGAGUCGCGCCAGAACAUUCUCCACUUCUGGCUGCAGGUAUUCAGAUCGCUCGUCGACGCUGUGCUUCUGCAAGAAGCCGAUUGUUAG
Messenger RNA from Sporisorium graminicola, 2160 nucleotides. RefSeq lists its product as uncharacterized. Bases 1 to 2160 code for a protein of 719 amino acids. The record is from RefSeq and is a predicted model, not a curated record. The transcript has a single exon. Lineage: Eukaryota; Fungi; Basidiomycota; Ustilaginomycetes; Ustilaginales; Ustilaginaceae.